CCUCGAAACGGAGCCCCAGUUUGGAUUCGAAGAAGCCAAGGAAAAAUUACAAGAGCGUCCUUGGCUUGAGGAUUCGUACAGCGAAUGGGUGCAACGGCUCAAGGCCCCAGCUCAUAAAUGUGCCUUAAUUUUUGCAGAUAACAGUGGAAUUGAUGUCAUCUUAGGUGUCUUCCCUUUUGUUAGGGAAUUGCUCUCUAGGGGCACGGAGGUUAUUUUGGCUUGCAAUUCAGGUCCUGCUCUGAAUGAUGUCACGUAUAACGAAUCCUUGCUUGUGGCGGAAAGGAUUGCGGCUAUGGACAGUGUAAUUCGAACUGCCCUGAAGGAAGAGAGGCUCCUCUUGGUCCAGACCGGCUCCAGUUCGCCCUGCUUGGACCUCAGCCGCCUGGACAAGGGCCUGGCCAGCUUGGUGCGAGAGCGUAAGACCGACCUGGUGAUCAUCGAAGGGAUGGGCCGGGCUAUCCACACCAACUACCACGCCAAGCUGAAAUGCGAGAGCCUGAAGCUGGCGGUGCUGAAGAAUUCUUGGCUGGCCGACCGCCUGGGCGGGAAGAUCUUCAGCGUGAUCUUCAAGUAUGAGCUGCCUCUCACGUCCUCCUGAUGGACUCCGAGGAGACGAAGCGGCCGGCUCGGCCAAGGACUUGCACUAGUUACAAUUUUAAUUGUAAAGAAUGUAUUUUUAUUACCACGGGGAAAACGAGUUCUCUCUUUCUCUCUCUCUCACGCGCGCACACACACACACACACCCCUCUGUAUUUAUAUUGUGCUUUGGUGACUUUAAAAGAAAGCAGCUAUCACUCCCUCCACGUGCGUGCAUGCGUGUCUGUGUUUCUCUGAGUUGGAUGCGAUAUUUGUUGACGGCGGAAGUUUGAUUUUAUUUUUCCUCCUUUUUUCUCCCCCCUCCCC
Messenger RNA from Pseudonaja textilis, 903 nucleotides. The record is from RefSeq and is a predicted model, not a curated record. Lineage: Eukaryota; Metazoa; Chordata; Lepidosauria; Squamata; Elapidae.